Metarhizium brunneum ARSEF 3297 is the source of this 2559-nucleotide messenger RNA. Its product is annotated as Ferric/cupric reductase transmembrane component 7. Gene Ontology annotation, molecular function: ferric-chelate reductase activity. Gene Ontology annotation, cellular component: plasma membrane. Lineage: Eukaryota; Fungi; Ascomycota; Sordariomycetes; Hypocreales; Clavicipitaceae. Gene Ontology annotation, biological process: copper ion import; iron ion transport; intracellular iron ion homeostasis. The record is from RefSeq and is a predicted model, not a curated record.
AUGGCUCCGAGCUUCCAGACUAUAUCAAUCCGAGAUGCGGCCGCCCAGGUCGGCCGUUCCUUGUCGCACCUUACUAAGCGCAUCAAGAUUCCUUUGACGCCUACGAGCCCGCCGGGGCUGUUGCAGGCGAAUGCCGUUGAUCCCUGGAGCCAGUCUGGUAAAUAUGGAUUAGGAUGGACGUACUUCGCCCUCAGUUUAAUGGGAUGUGUCCUCAUAGUUCGUAUUUGGCAUUACUGGCAAGACAAAAUUCGCCAAGCCAUUUAUAAGCAAGAGGUUGAAGACCAUUACCGAAACCUAUAUAGCAUCGAGGCCGACUAUGCCAUGGCCGUACAAACGGGCCAGUCACAGCAGUUUUUCCCCGACGGGCCCGGCCUGGGAAACAGACAAUUCCGGCCGAAGGCUCAUUUCUCGUCCGUCGGUAUCGUCAACGAUACUCUAGCUCUGUUCCGAUGGGUCUUCUACCGGCCCAUUCCAGACAUUGUAUGGGGAAAGAAUCGCUUUACAUUUUCAUCUCUAGCCGUGUUAGCUUGCGGCUUCAUUGCCCUCAUCUUUGUCACCCUGUACUGCUUUCUUCAACAGCCGUUGUAUUGGGAUAGCAUCCGCUUCGGCUCACCACCGGUGGCUAUCCGAUCAGGGAUGCUCGCAGUCGCCAUGACACCAUGGAUCAUCAUUACUAGUAUGAAGGCAAAUAUCCUUACCCUAAUCAUUGGCAUUGGGCCAGAACGUCUCAAUGUGUUCCAUCGUUGGCUGGGGUAUCUAUGCCUGUUCCUGUCGGUCGUUCACAUGGUCCCUUUCUACAUUCAGCCUGUCUGGAAGGAUGACGGCAUGACUGUCUUCAACCAGCUAUUCCCCGACGGCAGCGGCAUGAUAUAUGGGACGGGAAUUGCCUGCAUUGUACCGUUGAUUUGGCUUUGUGUGGCGUCACUUCCUUGGAUCCGACGAGUUGCGUACGAAAUGUUUGUCAUUCUUCAUGUGCCAGCUGGCGUUGUAUAUGUUGGCCUCUUGUUCUGGCACACGAAAAAUGCCCUCUUGACUUGGGAUUACCUCUAUGCCACCAUUGUCAUCUGGGUGUUUGCCUAUUUUAUGCGUGUUUUUAAACUCAACUGGUUGAAGCCAUGGCGCAACGCCUUCCUGGUUGGCGACGAGGCUGCUGUCACUCUCAUGUCCGAAAACGCAAUCAAAAUUACGAUCCCUACCCAGAUGAGAUGGAGGCCUGGUCAAUACGUGUACCUCAGAAUGCCCGGCAUAUCUGUUCUGGAUAAUCAUCCAUUUACCAUUUCAUCUCUUUGCAGCGAGGACUUUCCAUCCGAGUACGGCGAGAAUUAUCGCGAUUGCGUUCUUGUUUUCAAGCCAUUCAAGGGAUUCACACGGAAGGUUCUGGAUACAGCCAUUGCCAAAGGACCCUUUCACACGUACAGAGCCUUCUUGGAUGGGCCCUACGGCGGCAUGCGCAGGGACCUGGCGGCCUUUGACACCUGCAUUCUCAUCGCGGGUGGCAGUGGGAUAACUUCAUUAAUGUCGCAGCUCCUCAACCUCAUUAAGCGCAUGCGCGAUGGCAAAGCUAUCACGAGAAAAGUGGUGGUCGUUUGGGCAUUCAAGAGAUUCGAGGCUAUGGAUUGGUUCCGAGAAGAACUCCGGAUUUGUCGGGAAGCAGCACCCCCGGAGAGUGUAACUUGCAAGUUUUUUAUUACCGGAGCCGUUCGCCACCGAGAUGCUGGCCAAAUGACCGCUCCUAUUAAUGGGCAAAACCCUCGAGCCCUCAACCAUAUGUUACACGACAAGUUGGACGGAUUCGUGGCUGGUAUUGCUUCCAAGCGUAACUCGGCUCUGAUCCAAGCCGAGGCCGAGGGUGAUCCUGAGAGGGAACGUGAACUCCGUGAGGAGAAUCAGGAUCGCAUCACUGCUCUCCCCCAGCAAAAGUACCUUCAACCACACCAGUAUCCUCCUCCUCCCCCAGGGCCACCCUCGAGUCGCCUCGGACCUAAUGGGUACCCUGAAGAUAAGAAGCUCGAAGACGACGAUGUCAAACAACCCGAAGAAUUCCACUUCCCGUCUCUUCAUAAAGAAAAUCCUCCUCACUUCAACUACGCUCCCCCAAAUCCCAGUAAGCCUGCUCUCAGUAUCCCAGAGCCCCAAGAGCCAUAUCCUGUGCGAGCUCCCGAACUCGCGCACUUACGGCAACCUGCCAAUCCAGAGAAUGCCAAGCAACGACCGACGUCUACUAUUGGCCCGCCGGCCGGGUUCGACUUUGGUUUCCCAGAAACACCGACCGAAUUCCAAAAGAAUUUGAUGAGAUCGGCUUUCCCUAUUCCACAUGAAAUCGACGGCGGGUGGUCAAUGGAGUACGGCCGGCCUGAUCUGGGCUACAUGCUCAAGGAGUGGGCAACGGGCGGCGUGGAUGGACGGGGCAUUCUGGGCAGAAGAACAGCCGUGUUUGUUUGCGGGCCUCCCUCAAUGAGAGUUGGAGUCGCAAACACAGUGGCGAUGUUGCAGGCAGAGAUUUGGGGAGAUGACGAGCUGGAGGAAAUCUUUCUCCACGCUGAGAACUAUGCCUUGUAA